AUGGCACUCUCCUAUAAAAAGCCUGUUGAGGGCAAACCCGAGAAGGUCCAGGUUGUCGACCUAGAAAACACAGUCAAAGAAUGGGCUACAAAUCACUUCAAAAAGAUCACAAAUGUAAAGCGAAAGAAUAUGGAUAUUCAAAUAAACUGGAAUGAUGUGGACAGUAGAAGUGAAAUGGUUUUCUGUGCAGACGUUAAAUCGGACAGUGGAACAGAAAAUGCCAGUACCAACGAGGCCCUCUCCACAGGACAUGAUAACUGGCUGAACCAGCAUGUCUUGUUCAGCAUGGAAUAUGUCAAUGAUACAAAUGGGAGACAAGAAUACACCUUUCAUACGGACCGCACAACGCGCAGAGUUUUCGAGAUUGAGAAAUGCAAAGGCUUUUCUUGUAGAAAGGAGGUCGGAAUAAAGUUACAGGCGCCUGAGCAAUUACUAGAAGUGACCGGCAACUAUUCGCAGGAACUGACGCUCAACACGUCCUCGCGGCACUCGUGUGAGGAAGAAUUGACUUGGGGCACGGAUUACACCAUUGGUGUAGACCCAGACUGCACGGCAACCGUGAUGGUAAGAACGAUAUUUUAUUAUUUCUUAGAAAUCGACCUUAUUAGGUAA
Messenger RNA from Dibothriocephalus latus, 612 nucleotides. NCBI's taxonomy places the organism in Eukaryota, Metazoa, Platyhelminthes, Cestoda, Diphyllobothriidea, Diphyllobothriidae. The record is from the annotation of a GenBank genome assembly.